Podarcis raffonei (Aeolian wall lizard) is the source of this 2386-nucleotide messenger RNA. RefSeq names its product small integral membrane protein 38 (gene SMIM38). NCBI's taxonomy places the organism in Eukaryota, Metazoa, Chordata, Lepidosauria, Squamata, Lacertidae. The transcript is spliced from 3 exons. The record is from RefSeq and is a predicted model, not a curated record. Bases 1295 to 1426 code for a protein of 43 amino acids.
AGGAUGAUAUUAAAAUGAACUCUUUUUUUAAUCUGAAGUUGAGGGGGAAGCUACUCUUGCAUAGUUUCUCCUCUAGUUUCUAUCAAUGCUUGCCUGUUCUCUCAGUACUUUUGUGACAUUUUUCGUUGCCGAAGAGUAAGUAAGAGGCAUGUGGUUUGUGUCCUUCUCGGCACAAUGUAACAUUGAAAGAACUUGGAGCAUGCAUAUAAUCACAAGGUCUUGAAACAGUUGUUUACUUUGUCAACAUUUCAGAUUUUGCCCUUUAAAGAUAAAACUCCUUGAUUUGGCUUUUAACAGGACUCCUCUAAAAGGCUGUAUUGUUUUCACUUCAUUGUACAGGGAAUUGUGGGACCUUAGGUAAAUACAUUGAAAAGAGAUGCCUUUACCUUUCCAGUCUGAUAAAUGUAGGAAACCUGUGAUGCUAAGGGAUAAGCACUGGCGAUCUCUGGGUUUUUUUAAUUUAAAAAAUCUUUAAAAGAAAACUUCGAGACCUCUGUAUUAGUCAAAAGGCCCUUGCUAGGUUUGUGUUGCUGCCUUUUCCACCCUCUCUGAAUAUGUGACUAAUAAGAGGGAAGCUUGCAGUGUGAAGUACAGGUAAAAUAACAAAGUGAAUGCUGUCUUGUGCCUGCUGUGUAGCAGGCAGAAAUUAAACAGGAAAGGAAAAGAAAAAGCCCCUCCAGUGUUGUUUCCUGCAAAGACUGUUCUUAAGAGCCCGUUGGACAGCGCGGGGGCUCUUGAAGUGAUAGCUAAUUGGCAAAAGAAAGGCCCCAAUUGUCUUGAGGGGGCUGGAAAGUGCCGCGUGUGCUUCUGAAAAGGACUAGGGAGAAGGUGCCCGGUUUCGCUAAGCAGCUGCUGUUGGAGAUGUUUGGAGAUUACAUCAGCAUUGGGAAAAAAGAGGCUGGAAAAAGAGAGAGAGAGAGAGAGAGAGAGAGAGAGAGAGAGAGAGAGAGAGAGUCUAACUUCACAGGGUGUGAGAGAGAGAGUUUAUGGAGGUUGCCCCCCUUCUUCCCCUUCCAAAGAUCUUCUGACAAUAAUGUCAUUGUCAAUAUAAGAGUUGUUAAUUCUUUAUGAAUAGUACAUGGGGCCUCUUGACUAAAUAGUACAUGUCCCAAAUCUGUCAGCUGGACUCUUCCUUCACAUGCUAGUGAGAUCACUUUGAUUGGAAUGUUACAGGAAUGGCUCCAUCCGCCACACAGCCCUGAAUACGACAUUAUAUAAUUAGAUCUCCCAGAGCAGUGAUAGUAGUAGGAUUAGUAUCCCCCCUACCCCGUUACCUCAUUAUUGUAGCUUAAAUAUGGGAUCAGGCCCUUUGAUGAUUUUAGUGGUUGUAAUUAUAUUAACGCGAUUCAUUUUAUGGUCCUGUUUCAGCGCUUAUUUAGAUUACAAACUGUCCCGUAGGUUUCCUGAAAAGAGGAAGGACUCUUGAAAGAGCUCAUAUGCAUUUUCAAUGAACAAAUGGUGCCUUACUGGACAAUGUCAUAGAACAGGACACUCUUUUUUUUAAAAAAAAAACUUUUCAAAGGGGCUAGUUAAUGAUUCUUUUCUUCAUAGGGUCAACUGAGUUUAGGGUCCAUUUGUUUAAAUAGGCCUAGAUUAUAAUAAGCAGCGAAUUGCAAAGUAGUCCAGUCAACUGGUGUUCAUGAAGUUGUUGCUGGAACAGACCUGUAGCCAUUUGCUACCUAAGUAUUUGGAUAGGCUGAAUGCAAUCUUAUUGAAUCCAGGCAGCCAAUUGGACAAUUCCACUGUCUUGACAAAGUGAGAUGACUUCCUUCCUGUUGCACAAGUUGCUGACCUGCUGCCUGAGUCUACAACAGCUGCCUAUAUGCAAAGACUCACCCAUACCAACUUGAAUCAGGAAGGUCAGCAUCCCUCUGAAGCACUGAUGUAAAUAGUUGCUUCUAAAAAAACAAGAUGGACAUGUUUGGAAGUGAUUGUUUAGAUCUCAACAUUCUAAAUGGAUCUGGGCUUUGAAGACAUGCCACUCGAAAACUGUUUAAUUAAAAUGAACCUCAAUAGUGACUGUGAAUAAAUGGCUUGGCUUGCUGUAUAUACUUCUUUUCCUUCCUCAUUUGCAGGGAUUCAGAAGUUGACUAAGUGGUACAAUACCAAUGAAGUGAUCUUGGUCUGAGUUAAAGCAUUGGUGCAUCCAGCCCAGGACUGCUUAUUCUGACCUGCAAUGGCUCCCCAAGUCUUUAGGGCAAAGGUCUUGCCCAGUUCUGCUAACUAAAACUAAAAUAUCAAUCUCUGGAAAUCUGAUACAUUGAAUUCAACAAGGCUCCUUUCUGAGUAGACAUGGUUAGGAUUGUGCUGUAAGAUCCUUUGAUAUGCUGGUGCUAAGAUCUGGGAUUUUCUGCAUGCAGAGCUUUAUCACCUAUAUAUUUGAUAG